Molecule: messenger RNA, 2010 nt
Organism: Ostrinia furnacalis (Asian corn borer)
Lineage: Eukaryota; Metazoa; Arthropoda; Insecta; Lepidoptera; Crambidae
Product: cytochrome b5 reductase 4
Exons: 9
Coding region: 1-1686 (561 amino acids)
Biological process (GO): superoxide metabolic process
Cellular component (GO): endoplasmic reticulum; cytoplasm
Molecular function (GO): cytochrome-b5 reductase activity, acting on NAD(P)H; heme binding
Source: RefSeq, a predicted model, not a curated record
AUGGGUUUCCACCCGGGCAACCCGCGCAACAAAUGCGCGCUGCAGCCGGGCCACAGUCUGAUGGACUGGAUCCGCCUGGGCAACUCCGGGAAGGACCUGACUGGAGUUGGCGGCCGCGUGCGCCCCGUCAGCCCUGCGGAGCUCGCCUCGCACAAUACACAAAAAGACGCGUGGUUAGCGAUCCGGGGGCGAGUAUACAACAUCACACAUUACUUGCCUUACCAUCCCGGAGGCCCCGAGGAACUAAUGCGCGGCGCGGGAAUAGACGCAACACAGUUAUUCGACAAAGUCCAUCCAUGGGUAAACUACGACUCACUUUUAGCGAAAUGUCUCGUGGGACCACUUCGAUUCGAUUUACCAGACGCUGAGGAGUUGUUCGAUUCCUCGAACCCCUCGCCCAAGUCGGAUCGGCUUAGAGAACCCUCUAAAGCGCAAGAGCUCGUCAGAAAAUCGAUGGAAAACUUAGCUAAUUGCAUAACGCCGGUCAGAAAGAAAAUUUCGUCCAAAAGCGAGGAGAACAUGAAAGGCAGUCCGCCGAGUAAAAUCAUGCAGAGUUUGAUACAGUCCAGUGAUUUGCCGGUUUCGAUAAGUCGUAGAGCUGCGUCUAGUCCUAUUAAAAGUUUAGAUAAAUCUGAGGUUCCACCUUUGAGGUACGAUUGGAUUCAGACGUCAAUGAAACUGACUGUGUCCGUCUACACGGGCCCCUUGGCCAACCCGGGCGGGUGUGCGAGAAUAACGGAGGGCGUCUUGCUAAUUGAAGUGGCGACUAACGGCUGGCUUAGAACGCUCAAGUUGGUGCCCGAGGGAAAAUUGCAGGGGCCUUUGCAGCUGCGGAUAUACGCCGAGAGUGGAAAAAUAGAUGUGAUAGCCCAAAAAGUUGAACCGCAAGUGUGGAAAGCGUGCGGAGAAGUGACUAUAGGUGUACCAUCGCUCGUGUCGUCACCACGAAGCGUGGACUGCCGCGUGGUGGGAGUGGGCAGUGUGACCCAUGACACCACCAUGCUGGCACUGGAACCCCGCUCAGGACCUGUAGUCGUGCCGUUGGGACACCACGUGCGAGUCCACAGAAGAGUCAGCGGUUCGGAGUGCGUGCGGUCAUACACUCCUGUCGGGGAGGGCUGGUGCUCUCUGGACAGCGGUGCAGCGCUGAGGCUAGCUGUUAAGAAGUACCCCACGGGUGCACUCUCGCCACACCUCACUACGUUGAGGAAAGGCGACUCCGUUACGCUGUCUGGGCCGUAUGGCAGUUUUCAAUUGCAAAAGCUAAAAGCAGUGAAAAAUAUUUACUUCAUAGCAGCCGGUACGGGUAUUACACCUAUGCUGGGAUUGCUAAAGUUUAUGCUCUCGAGGUCCAAUCCAAGAUGCGAACGCGCUCAUUUGUUAUUCUUCAACAAAACGGAGGACGACAUUCUUUUCCGCGAUAAUUUUGAAACAAUAGCGAAAGAGGAUAACAGAUUCGCUGUGACACACGUUCUAUCAGACGCGAAGUCUGGCUGGUCCGGCCCGAAAGGCCGCAUCAGCUUCGAACUCCUUACUCAGACUCUGGGCAAAGAAUCCCUCAAGUGUGGGGACUCUUGCUCCCACUUUGUGUGCGUGUGUGGCCCCACCGAGUUCACGCAGGCAGGCCUACAACUGCUGAAGAAGUGCGCACUUAAAGACGAUUGUGUACAUGCAUUUAUGGGAUAACUUGUAAAUAAUAAAUUAGGUACAGUCGACAACACAAGCAACGCGAGCAUUAGUUGAAUCACGUAGGUGUACGUACCGCAUCCGUUGUAACUGUCACCUCGCCAUAAUCUACGGCUCGUCGCCAUUUUUAAUAUCUCAAGGUUUACGGGAAUUAACACCUUAUGCGACAGGGAUACAACCUGUUGCACAUGGUUGUAUUUCCCUUGCUAUUAAAGCCAUACAUAUUUUAAGUAUAUCUUUGAAGAUCUUCGAAACUUAUGUUACACCACAGAAUAAGUAAUAGUACAGGUACAGAAGGAUUACUCCGCAAGACGAUUUAAAUAA